GAAGCCGACUUUUUGGCAUUGUCGGCGUGGUGUUCUACUUUUGUUUUAUGUUUUAUGUUUUUUUUUUUUCUUAUUUUAAUAUUGCUAGAAAUGUUUUAAAAAAACGUGAACUGUUGUAUUGUAAUCCAAAUACUCUAUAAAUAAAACAAAGCUCCUAUCUACUGUUUAUUUGGUUUGAUUUCUUGUUUGAAUCCGUGUCUGAAACAAUUGCUACAGCUACGUGGGAUUUUUUUCUUGUCUUCAAUACGAUGAUUGGUCACUCUGAUUGACUCUCUAGUUCCGAAUUCUCUCUCGCUGGCUUCGUGGCUUCCUCACAGGAUCAGGUCAGUCAAGUAUUUGCUUUAAAACCUUUUCUUUUACUCCCUUUUCUCUCGGUUGCAAUCAAUAAUUCUAACUGUGAUUACUUUAAUUUGAUAUUUUUCUUUCUCUUCUUCUUAUUUCGCAGAGAUUUUUGCUGUGAAUGCUUUAUUGUUUUUUAAUUUCUGAUCCUGGCUAUAUGCUAGAUAUUGAUCUUGUAAACGAAUUCAUUUGGUUUGUUAUUAUAUACCCCUUUAGCUUCUAAACUUUGAUUCUAUUUUUGCUUAAAGUAUUAAUGGCAAUUUGACCCCCCCAAUUACCAGGUCUUCAAAAACUGGUGUUUUGUUUUGUUGAAAUGUUGGCCUGUUUCCUAAGUUUAUCUUGCAAGCCGCUAACCUUUACUUGUUCAUUCAUUGAAAUGAUCCAGUAUUGAAUUUUGCUUUGGAUUAUCAAACAUUUUGGCUCGGAGCUUGUUCUAUUUCAGUCAAUCGAUACUGGGAUCACUUACUCUUGCUGGAGUAUGGCUACCAGUGGGACAUCAUCUGUCAAAUCGCAGAAAAAAUGCCAGAGAGUCAAGUCUGCUUUGGAAUCUGCUGUUCUUGAAUGGUUAUUGAUUUGUAUGCUCUUCAUUGAUGCUAUAUUAUCAUACUUGAUCACAAAAUUUGCUUGUUACUACGAACUGCAAACGCCGUGCCUGCUAUGCUCAAGACUUGAUCAUAUUUUAGGCAAUAAAAAGUUGAAGUAUUAUUGGGAUUUGAUCUGUGGCGAACAUAAGUUAGAGAUCUCAACCUUAGUUCUUUGUCAUGCUCAUGGUAAACUUGUUGACGUUCAUGGGAUGUGCGAAACAUGCCUCUUCUCUUUUGCCACAAUCAACAAGUCUAAUGCUGAAACAUACAGAUUAUUGGUGGGUAAGCUGGGGGAGGGUUCUAGCUUUGGCUUAAAUGAGGACCCAUUGCUUGAGAAUCAUACUUCAAGUCCAAGGCACUGCUCUUGUUGCAACGAGCCAUGGAUUCCAAAAGGGUACAGCGAAAAGUUGAUGCAGACCAAAAUUGUUGGUUCUGAGAGUGCUGAUUUUGAUGGCCUUUUAUCAGGUGAUGUUGAAUAUGAGCAGGACAACCUGAAGAAUAUUGAACAAUCUUUGUCAGGUGGAGCUACCCAUCAAAGAAUAAAUAGUGGGCCUGAUCAUUUAUCUCAUAUAGGUUAUGCAGAGCUCAAUAUCAAUUCUGAUAAUGAAUCUGAAGUUAUGUUUUCUGAUGACGACAACGACUCAAAUGCUCGAAAUUGUGAAAUUAGUCCCAGUGAAGAUAUUGCAGUAGUGCAGAAUGAGCCUCGCAUCAUUACUCUAGCUGAUGAUUUAGCCUCAGAAAAAUUGAUAGAUGCGGUUACUGCACCUCAGAUUCCAAUUUCAAUCUCACUUGGACAGCCAGAUCUUGUCCAUUAUCCAGAAGUGACUUCUGUGUCACCUACAGUUGCCAUGGGGCAUUGUUUUGCAGAAUUUGAUAGGCUACAAGCUGAGGUCAAGUCUGAUCCCUCUGUAUUCCCUGAGCUGAUUUCCACUGAUGAAGUUCCUCCAUCAAAAAUUGCUUCCAAAGGAAGUCCUGUUGAAGUAUCAGGAGAGAGCAAGCGUAGUUUCCUAGCCGAUGUUCCUCAAUCAUUGAAUGCCAAAGAAAUGCUUGUGGAUGCAUCAACCGAGAGUACACUUAUUUCAGUAGAGGAUGUUCAUUCAUCAUCAGUUGCCAGAGAAACUCCACUGGAAGCAUCAGAAAAGAGCAAGCUUAUUUUUGCAGAUGAUGUUCAUCAAUCAUCAGAAAACAAAUAUACCCCAGCUCACGGAACAAAUAGCAAGCCUGUUUCUGUUGUUGAUGUCCUUCCGUUAUCAAGUGCAGUGGAAACUCCUGUUCAAGGAUUGGAAGAGAAUUGUAUUGCUAGAACUGAGGAAAUUUGGCAAACAGCUGCGACUGAUUGUGAAGAGAUCUGCAAGACAAGAACUAUAUCUGCUACAAUGAUUGAAACAGCUGCAGAAACAAACCCUGUCUCAAGCGACAGUGGUCCACAAAUGCCCAACUUAUUGGACCUUAGUGAUGCUUAUAAGCUAGCAAUUGGCAGUAGGGGGAGGCAGUUGUCUGAUGCGCUUGCAGAACAAUGGAUUGGGAAGGAUUCUUCAAGGCUCGGUGAUGAUUUGAAGCUCAUAUUGUCACAAUUAUCUGCUGCUCGAGAGCAUUCAUUAAAUGACACAAGUCCUAGAGUGCCUAUGAGCCCAGGAGUCUCUAUGAGUCCCAAAUUGUCCUUAAAUUGUGAUGAACUGAAGAAUCUUGACGCUUCUAGUGUCAUAGGAAUGCAAAUACUUCAAAGGAGAAUCUCACUUGAGAGAAACGAGUCUCUUCUAUCUCUGGAUGGAAGUAUGGUCAGCGAAAUUGAAGGUGAAAGUGUGGUUGAUAGAUUGAAACGGCAGAUUGAGCAUGACAAAAAAUUGCUGAGUGCUUUAUACAAGGAAUUGGAAGAAGAAAGAAAUGCAUCUGCAAUUGCAGCAAAUCAAACAAUGGCCAUGAUUACUAGACUGCAAGAAGAGAAGGCAGCAUUCCAAAUGGAAGCCUUGCAGUACUUGAGAAUGAUGGAAGAGCAAGCUGAGUAUGAUAUGGAACUCCUGGUAGAGAAGGAGAAAGAGCUUAAAGAUCUGGAAGCAGAGCUUGAAUUUUAUAGGAACAAUCUCCCAAGUGAAUCAUUAUUGAAGGACACCAAGGAGCAUAUUUCUGAAAUGAAGACAAAAGAUAUCAAGGAGGAGCACUCAGAAGUUAGUUCCAUUGAAGUAACUGCAAGUACACCGACUGAAAAGCCAGAUAUCCGCAGCAAUGUUGAAGGAAGAGAUAUGGCUUGUGGGGAUAAAACUACUGGUACUGUGAAAAGUUCAUGAUGCCUGUGAGGAAAAGAGAUACUUUGAUGCUCCACUGUAGAAAGCCACCCGGUAAUGAAGACUGACAUCAAAUAUGUAAAGUUUCCUCUUUUUCUUUAAUUUAUUUAUUUUUCAUUGCUUUGAUUAGGAAUAUAUUGUAUAAGAGCUGAUUUUUCGUGUAAAGGUGAGUAUUUGGACAAUAAAGAGGGAAAAAUAUUUGUAUAUCAGUUCAAUGAAAGAUUUAAUUUGUAAUAGAAUUUAAAUUUUCAUAUUUAUUUAAUUUGUAAUAAAAUUUCUCCUCUAUUACCCUCUUUCCGUCCA
Molecule: messenger RNA, 3508 nt
Organism: Manihot esculenta (cassava)
Lineage: Eukaryota; Viridiplantae; Streptophyta; Magnoliopsida; Malpighiales; Euphorbiaceae
Product: myosin-binding protein 1
Exons: 3
Coding region: 818-3208 (796 amino acids)
Molecular function (GO): myosin binding
Source: RefSeq, a predicted model, not a curated record